This is a messenger RNA of Selaginella moellendorffii, 1576 nucleotides long. RefSeq names its product transcription factor bHLH66. The coding region runs from base 196 to 1458 and encodes 420 amino acids. NCBI's taxonomy places the organism in Eukaryota, Viridiplantae, Streptophyta, Lycopodiopsida, Selaginellales, Selaginellaceae. The transcript has 7 exons. Gene Ontology annotation, molecular function: protein dimerization activity; DNA-binding transcription factor activity, RNA polymerase II-specific; RNA polymerase II cis-regulatory region sequence-specific DNA binding. Gene Ontology annotation, cellular component: nucleus. The record is from RefSeq and is a predicted model, not a curated record. Gene Ontology annotation, biological process: regulation of transcription by RNA polymerase II.
UGUUCUAUAGUUAAGUUUUUCUCUCGCGCACUUGGUGGUGAUUGAUCGCUGGUUUUUUUUCUCUCCUUUUUUCUCAUCUGGCUGGUCUGGAAUUCUUUUGUUUAUAUCGCUCAUGACUAAGAAUUUCUAUGCAGCCUGGCGAUCCCAGUGCCGACACAAAUGAUACGAGCUUAAAAAUCGGGGGUCGAUGAUGCGAUGAUGCUCGACUACUACACUCCAAGCGCCAAGAAGAACAGAAGCAGCAGUAGCAGCAGCAGCAUCCCGGAUCACAGCUCUUCUUCCAUGGACGAGUUCCUGGAGAACAUCAUCUCGAUCCCAUCCUGGCCCGAUCAAGACGGUGUUGCUGGAAGGAGCUGGGAUCACGACGAGCAGCAGCAGCAACUGAGCAACGAGAUGCUCGUUGCUGCUUCGUUCCAAAACCAGGUGGGAGGAGGAGGAGCUGCUAGCACUAGUCAAGCUGGAUCAAGAAACCACCAAGGCUUGGCAGCUACAUUGGAUCACAGCGACAACACCGGUCAAGUUUCUUCGUGGAGUCACCACUUCGUUCCUGGUAAUGCUCUGAGCUUUGCGAAACUCGGCGAUGGGGGAGCGAGCAGCGAUCCAAAUUCUGUCAAGAAACGAUAUAGAGAUGAAGAACUCCAACAGAUGUAUGGAGCAGCGGGACAAAUGCAAAUCGAUCAGCAGCAGAAGCACCAGCAAGAUCAGCAGCAGAGGUCUCAGGCUCCACUAGCUUACGAUUCGAAUGCUCCAGUUGCCCCUGUAAAUCCUCCUCCCGCGGGAAUCUCUGCGAGACCACGAGUGCGAGCUCGCCGUGGUCAAGCCACCGAUCCCCACAGCAUCGCCGAGAGACUUCGCCGAGAGAAGAUUGCCGAGAGAAUGAAAGCUCUCCAGGAACUUGUCCCAAACGCGAACAAGACUGAUAAAGCCUCGAUGCUCGACGAAAUCAUCGACUAUGUAAAGUUUUUGCAGCUCCAAGUCAAGGUAUUGAGCAUGAGCAGACUUGGCGGCGCUGGAGCAACCAUGGCUCCACUCGUCGCAGACUUGCCUCUAGAGGGUGCUGGCCAAGAACUACUAUCUUCUUCACAACUUUGUCGACAAAUCUCCGUGAAUCUUUCUCCGCAAGAUGGUAUCGCUCUCACAGAGCACCAGGUUGCUAGUCUCAUGGAGGACGACAUGGGCUCAGCGAUGCAAUACCUCCAGAGCAAAGGCCUGUGUUUGAUGCCGAUAUCUCUCGCGACUUCGAUCUCGUCGUGCUCCACCAAAGUUCCCACAACGAUGUCACUUGCAGCAACAGCAGCAGCAGCAGCAGCAGGAUCAUCUCCCACCACCGCAGCCAUCGCCGGAGCUCUCCAGCACGCAACACUGUCCGACUCGGAAGCUAGCGCGAUGGAAGGGUGCAAUGGACGAGCAGCGACAAAGGAUUUCCCGGAGAAAAGCGAAGAACAAAGGCUCAAGUGAUGCCAAUCCAUCUCCGGGUCGGGUAUACAUAAAUAAGUCUGGAUUUUGCGAGAGUUUUCGUGUAAAAAAGCUUAUAGAUCCCAGCAAAGGGAUGAAAAGAGAGAAAGCAUUGCGAGUA